AACAACUACCACUACAAGCGAUUAACACACGAACAGUAACAAUUGCCAACUUAUAAGUCAAGAUUCAUAACUGUAGUUUGUUACGUGGUAGAAACGGUUCGCAUAAUUUGUUUACAAUGAGUUCAUGGUUACAGUAUGUUAAAUCCAUGCAAACUCACAUGGACUAUGAUGGUCAGGCACGAGCGGAAAAAUUAUCAAGGGUCGUGAUAACACUUUUUGCGAUAGUUGGAUUAAUAUGGGGGUACGUUAUUCAACAAUUUUCACAAACAAUGUACAUCCUCGGUGCAGGAUUUGCGAUGGCUGCUUUAAUAACAGUUCCCCCGUGGCCCAUGUAUCGCCAUAAGCCUUUAGAAUGGCAGAAACCACAGUCUGGAGUUACUACCAAACUGAAAAAGAAGAAAUAGUUUAUUCCAGUUGUACUUGAUAAAAUUUUAUUAGCAAUAAUUAUCAUAUGCCAAUAUUUGAUAA
Frieseomelitta varia is the source of this 468-nucleotide messenger RNA. RefSeq names its product signal peptidase complex subunit 1-like. The transcript has 3 exons. Gene Ontology annotation, cellular component: signal peptidase complex; endoplasmic reticulum membrane. Lineage: Eukaryota; Metazoa; Arthropoda; Insecta; Hymenoptera; Apidae. Gene Ontology annotation, biological process: protein targeting to ER. The record is from RefSeq and is a predicted model, not a curated record. Bases 117 to 404 code for a protein of 95 amino acids.